Molecule: messenger RNA, 1110 nt
Organism: Colletotrichum truncatum
Lineage: Eukaryota; Fungi; Ascomycota; Sordariomycetes; Glomerellales; Glomerellaceae
Product: methyltransferase
Molecular function (GO): methyltransferase activity
Source: RefSeq, a predicted model, not a curated record
AUGGGAGAUUCGACGCCCGAUACAAGACACCAUACUGAUACGGUCCUUUCAGCGGGGGCAAACAUAGGUCUAGAGCCAGACGAGACUACUCAAACAUUCAUCACUAAGCGUAAGCUACAGGAUGUUGCUGGCGCCGAUCUACAUAGUAUUGGAAGUGAUGCUGAUUCAGCGUUAGGCGAAUCCGAAGCUUGGCCAUCAUCUACUGCAUCACUGCGAUCAAGCAUAGUGCGCGCGCGAGAAGAAAAUGGUAGAAUUUACCACGGCUAUAAAGAUGGGAAAUAUGUUCUACCCACGGAUCAGGUGGGAAAUUUUGUUUCUGUAAAAGAAGAGCUCGACCGGCAGGCAUUUCAGUACCAACUAUGCCAAUUAACUUUCGAGAACAGGCUGAACUUCGCUCCAGUCUACCACCCCCACAGAGUAUUGGAUGUUGGAUGUGGCAUAGGCAUGUGGGCAAUAGAUUUUGGCGAGGAGCAUCCGGAGUCUGAAGUGAUUGGCGUGGACCUGUCACCAGUCCAGCCAGGCUUCACGCCGCCCAAUGUUCACUACGAAAUUGAUGAUCUCGAGGAGGAAUGGAGUUUUUCGAGGAAAUUUGAUUACAUUCAUAGCAUGAUGAUGACAGGAGCUUUUAGAGACUGGCCAAACUUUCAUCGACAAGCCUUCGAGAACUUGAAUCCAGGGGGGUGGCUGGAGAUCCAAGAUAUAGAUUUUCCAAUGAGAAGUGACGAUGGAACGAUCCCUCCAGAAUGUGACCUCGGAAGGUGGAACGAUCUCAUGAUGGAGGCUGGCAGAAGGUCGGGAUUCCUUCUGGAUACUUGCGGCCGGGCGGCAGACAUGAUGGCUAGUGUGGGAUUUGUCGACAUAGUGCGGAUACCAUUCAAGUGGCCCAUCAACCAGUGGCCGCAAGAUGUGAAGCACAAAACGCUCGGGUUGUGGACAGAAGCCAACUUCAGCGUCGGUCUGGAAUCAAUGACGCUGGCCCUCUUCACCCGCUUCAUGGGUUGGCGGAAAGAAGAGGUCUGGGAUUUCAGCGCUAGAGCGAUUGCAGAAUGGAGAGAUGUGAGGAGGCACGGUUACUUUGACGUGUAUGUUACGUACGGUAGGAAGCCAUGA